Molecule: messenger RNA, 1217 nt
Organism: Atta colombica
Lineage: Eukaryota; Metazoa; Arthropoda; Insecta; Hymenoptera; Formicidae
Gene: Adat1
Product: tRNA-specific adenosine deaminase 1
Exons: 3
Coding region: 30-1217 (395 amino acids)
Biological process (GO): RNA processing
Molecular function (GO): RNA binding; adenosine deaminase activity
Source: RefSeq, a predicted model, not a curated record
CCGGCUUUGGGUGCCAUGUAAAUGUAAUCAUGGAAAAUUUCGCGGAAGAUGUAGCUCGACUUUGUAUAGAGAAAUAUAAUUUUCUAAAAAAAACUAGUAAACCUAAUGCUCAUGAAUGGACUGUGUUAUCUGGCAUUGUUUUAAAAAACGCUGACAGUUCAAUGUCUGUGGUGGCACUUGCUACUGGGACGAAAUGUUUAGGAGAUUCAGAAUUGUCAAAAGAUUCUCGAGAAGAAAAAGGUUCUCGAUUAAGUGAUUCACACGCGGAGGUUUUAAGUAGGCGUGCGUUUAUACGUUACUUAUACGAUCAGAUCGAUUUGACUUUGAGUGACUCUGGGAGUGCAAUUUUUUCACGGAAUGACAAAAAUAAAAUAGAAUUAAAUAGUAAUAUAUCAUUUCAUUUUUUUUCAAGUCAAACACCAUGUGGGGAUUGUUCUAUUUUUCCUAAAUUGGAAACAAAUGGUCUGUCUCCAUGUAAGAUUAGUAUCAACAAAGAUGCUAAUGGACAUGUCAUCAUAGAAUCAUAUAAAGAUGUACAUAGAACAGGAGCUAAAUGUGUGAAAGGAGAAGGAGCACAAGAUCCUCAUUUGCCUGGUGCAGAUUAUCAUAUUGUGGGGCCUUUGCGUACCAAACCAGGUAGAGGAGAUCCCACGAGUAGUUUAUCUUGUUCAGAUAAGAUAGCAAAAUGGCUCAUUCUUGGAUUACAAGGAUCACUCUUAUCAUUAUUAAUAUCUCCAAUAAAGCUGGAAAGUAUCACAAUUGGAGGCGAUUCUCCAUUUUCUUUGGACGCCAUGGAACGUGGACUAUAUAAGAGAUUUAAUAAUAAGUUGGUCAGAGUCAACAUUUUUCAAGCAAAAACUGUCUUUAUGCACAAGAAAGGACAGCAAAGAUCAUAUCCCUGUCCAAUAAGCAUUAUAUGGUGUGCUGUAAGGAACAGUGCAUUAGAAAUAGCAGUUGCAGGCAGAAAGCAAGGGAUAACAAAAAAGAGAAAAGGCAAUAAUUUACUUAUAACUAGACGAAUGCUUUUGCAAAAUUUUUUGCAAAUUUUUGAUAAAUAUCAGAAUUACUACAGUGAGAUAAGACAUCCAAAAAAGAUUACGUAUUAUGAUUGGAAGCAAUGGUCAAUAAUUUAUCAAAAUGAAUGGAAACAAUUAAAACGUGAAUUAUUUCAUAAUUGGCCAUGUAAACCAAUGCAUUUGCAAAAUUUUGCAUUAUAA